Ylistrum balloti is the source of this 2613-nucleotide messenger RNA. RefSeq lists its product as uncharacterized. Gene Ontology annotation, molecular function: RNA polymerase II cis-regulatory region sequence-specific DNA binding; DNA-binding transcription factor activity. Bases 4 to 2151 code for a protein of 715 amino acids. The transcript is spliced from 9 exons. Gene Ontology annotation, biological process: regulation of transcription by RNA polymerase II. The record is from RefSeq and is a predicted model, not a curated record. Lineage: Eukaryota; Metazoa; Mollusca; Bivalvia; Pectinida; Pectinidae.
AAAAUGGCGACAGCCCGACAGCAUUUACAAACUUCGAAAAAAGAGUCGAAGGAGAAAGUAACGAAAGGGUCACCUCAUGGUUUAAGAACUAGACGAUCAUCACUUAGAACAGAUGAAGAUGAGGAUGCGAGUGACCCCUCCGGGUGCAUGUCUUUGGAUGUCCUUGCACAAGUUGCUUCUGCAACACUACAGAAAGAACCCAAGAAAAAGAAGCUGAGAAAGCGGAGUCUUCAGACUUUGGAGUUGUUGGACUUGGAUCAGAUUCAAAGCUUGUCGGACAAAGCACUUCUCAGUUUCUUCUCAGAAAUGAAAUCCAAUGAAAUAACACGCAACUUCACGUACACUUGCUACCUAAUGCCCAAGAAAUGCCAGGAACAAUACAAGAGUUUUGGAAAUGAAACUCAAGCUAGGAUGAGGAUGAGGACCCACCUACACAAACACAUAGAGAAACUUAAUGAUGAGUUUAAUGAUCCAAACAUUAAAGCAAAGUAUGUGUUUCAAGCAGAACCCAUCCAUGUCAGGAACAAGCGGAUAUCAGUGUUGGCAAGCAAAAAGAAAUCCGGAGGCAAACGAACAAAAUUUACAGCAUUAAAGCAAAGAGGUGACAAUAGUUCUGAUACAGAGGAACAAAUCUCAAAAGGAACGCUGGUGGGCGAGGACAAAUCAAUGGAUCUGGAGUGUGAGGAAAUGGCGGAGUUCUCAGAUGAUGAUGAAUAUGAAAAUAUUAGAUCAUCUCCAAGUAAAAGAAGCAGACUUUCACAAAAGCAGGUUAAUUUUGCACAUCAAAAGUUCCCAGUGCGUUCCAGUUCAAGAGUGAAAUCAUUUGGUAAAAGAUCUGGAGACGAUGGUCAUGAUUCGGACCAAGAUGAUACUGAACGCCGAAUGGAGGAGAACGAACAAUUCAUCAUCGACCUGCUUAGUCGUACUCAGCCUCACCAUGACCACUGCUACACUACCAUAUUUGGUAAAAAGAGAGGAAUUGAUGAUAUGUUGCACGACACAUCUGAUGAGGAAACGGAAGAAGAUGACAUUGGGGACCAUAUUCGAGCAUAUGGAAAAAAGAUCAUUCGACCGGAAAAAUUGGUGGAGCCUAUACUUUGUCUCGGCAAUGUGUCGGUUAUGGAUGAAUUAACGGGAACAGGAACAGACGAAGCAUCGAAAACAAUUAUUGUGUGUGCAGAGGAAAUCAUUGAUGAUCUACUGCCUGAUGACUAUGAAGGCCACAAUGGUCAAAGGCCCUACCCACCCAUGCCAAAGUAUGCAAUCGCCAAACGAGGUCGUAUGCAUGUCCCGGAGGAGUAUGACCCAAUCAGUGAGGAGGAGGAACCUCUGAUGCUCAACCCCAAGAGGAGGAAAAAGGGUGUAGUCACCACCCAUGUGGACCGGGAGAUAAAUGUGGAAUGGGAAAGAAAAUUAGCAUUGAAAUGUAUCCGAGAGCUGAAGCUGAAGAAGAAGGAGGAUCGAUCUCCUUUGCACUGUCGGAUCUGUAAAGACAAGAAGUUUACUGCAAGUGCAACAUUGAUGUACCACUACAGAAGCCAUGCAGGUAUCAAGCCAUUUGUGUGCCUUAUAUGUAAUACGACCUUCACCCGCCAACACAGCCUUAACUACCACAUGUUGAUCCAUAACAACCAGAGCAGGUUCACCUGUAAAGACUGUGGCAGGAAGUUCAGACAUCCAAGUCACUUCAAGGAACACUUAAGGAGACAUACUGGAGAAACACCAUUUGUUUGUACAGAUUGUCCUCAGAAAUUCAAAACCAGAAAUACAUACAAGAGACAUCUGAAGACAAGACACGGUAAACUGCUAACGGCGGCAGGGAUCCGUGUUCUCAGUGUAGAGGAAUUCGCAAAAAUACGGACAAAACCUUACAGAAGGAAUGCUUCAGAGAAAAAGUCAAAAAUACUUUGCCGUAAUCUUGACGCUCGUGUGAAAUCCGAGCCCGUAGAGGCUGGUGCCGGUAAGGGUAAAGUUGUAGUGAAAUCAGAAACAGUCGCACAGCAAUCAACAGACAGUACUGACAACGAUCGGAUCGAUGACGGAGAAGAGGAUGAUACGGACAGUGAUGAUGGUCAAUUGGAUCAUGAGGAGAAUUCUAGUCUGGAGCAGGAACCGUACUUUGUACCUAUCAGUAUUGUUGUUAACACUUGAUCUUCAGCUGACGCAGCAUUUUUACACUUCAGUACUGCAUCAUGCUGCAACAGAUUCACAGUUGUUAUAAAUAUGCAAGUUAAUGGUCUCAUGCUCUGAUGAAGUUGCAAUAAUCACCAUUUAGCAUAAGUCAUGACACUUUCCAUGUAGGAAUCUAUACUGUGGUAAAGCCUGUUAUCAGAAAACAGAUACAGUUUGCUUUUUAUAUAGAAUAUUUUUCAAGGGCAAAAAAUUCAAAUGGUUUGCAGGUUUUGGUUGCAGUGGUACAAACAUGAAAAAUAGUGGAGAAACACUUUAAUCUUAUGCUUGUCCAUGAAGGCCAAAGAUUAGCCAUGAAAAGAUAACUCUGUCUGCAUAAGAAAAAAAACAUCUUGUGCAUCCCUAACUGUGAAACAAGCUGAUAUACAGUGCUAUUAAUCUGUGUCACAAAUAGUUUUUUUUAGAGGUUUUACCUUAGUUAUA